GUCGAGCAGCAUUUGGACCCUCGAUAGAUAGCCCAUCCACAUUCCCCUCCUCUCCUUCUCCGUCCCACGACUCCCACCUCGCGCAUACUCUUUCCUCCGAUAAGCACAGCCCUCCGCCGUCCUCCACCUUGUACGUUGGCCGCUUUCAUUGCUCCUUUGCCGGCCGAGAGUCAUAAAGAAGGGCGGAGGAUCAUCGGAAGUGGAGGAAAUGACGAUGGAGUGGUCUGACGGCGGCGAGGAGUUCCUGCUGCCCGACGAGUUCCUCGACGACGACUUCUUCUCCGAGGAGGAGAAGGCCGCCGUGGCCGCGCGGAGCGAGAGCGACGAGGAGGACUCCAUGGCCGGCCUCUCGCGCCGCCUCGCCGGCCUCCUCGGCGACGGUGGCCUCGCUGUCCCGCCUCCCAAGGAGGAGGUGAGUUCCGGGUCCCCGAAAUCCACGCUGUAUGGCCUACCCAAGUCCGGCCAGGAGAGCCCCAACGGCGGCGCGUCGCAGGGCAACUCCCCGCCGUCCUCGCCGCUGGAGCAGAAGCCGACCGACCCGUGGGACCUCCUGUACGAGGCUGCCGGCGAGGUGGCGCGCAUGCGCGUGAACAACACCGUCCCGGUACCGAGUAACCCGUACGGCUUCCACGGCCACGGCGGCUUCGCGCCGCCGGCGCGCAACACUUCGCCGCCGCCACCACCGCAUCCUCCCGUGGCAGCACCAGCCGGCGGCGCCUACUACCACCCGUUCGCCCACUUCAUCACGCAGCGCCAGAUACAGGCGGCAAGGUUCCAUCUCCUGAAACAGCAGCAGCUCCUCAAGCAGCAGCGGGAGCGGCAGCUCUUCGCGGCCGCCGCCUGGGGCGUGCGCCGCAACGCCGCAUGCAAAAGGCCAAGCGGCGGCGGCAGCGGCGCAGCACCAAUCGACCUGAGCCCGGCGGCGUUCCCACCGCUCCUGAAGACGCAGCUGCAGCGCGCGCCGCCACCACCCCCUCACGCCGCCGGCGCCGGCAUGCGCGCGGUGUUCCUUACCCCGCCCGGCGCCAAGCGCGAGCGUAACGGCACCGGCGUCUUCCUCCCGCGGCCGGCCGGCGCGCCGGCGGAGCCCAAGAAGAAGACAAGCUGCUCGACGGUUCUUGUCCCCGCCCGUGUCGUGCAGGCCCUGAAUCUCAACCUCGACGACCUCGGCGCCCAGCCGCGCUACCCCGGCGGCUUCGUGCUUGACCAUGAUGCUUUGAUUAGUCGGAGCAACGCCAUGAUCGCAAGCCAGAAGCUUCGGGCAGCGCAGUCUUCCUCGCCGUCGCCGCCGCAACCCUCCCAGGCGCUCUGCCACAGCUCGUGAACCCAGUCGCCGGCCGGAGCAGUGGGGAGGGAGGGAGCCGCCGUUGAAGCGGCAACGUCUCUGCAUCUGCUCUUGGUCUAGUAGUUUAAUAAUUUCAACAAUAAAAAUCGGUACCGGUACGUUGUGUUAGGUCGUAGUACUAGCAAUAUAAGUAGGAUUAAGCAGUAGAGUAGCGUCAGGUUUUAGGUGCGUUCUCAUUUUGGAUUGGUGAUACAUUGUUUUUUGGGUGAAGCGGCGGGGCAUGGAUGAAGAAGGAAGAAAUCCAUGUCCUGCCAGUUUGGUUCGUAGAAAUAAUAAGUGGUACUUUUGGAGUUGAGAGAGAUGUUGAAUCGGUUUGUAGUAGUAAGAAAGAAGAUAAAUGUUGAGUGGAAAUGGGCUAAUCUUGCAGAAGCAGAAAUAAAGAGACCCUUUUUCUUU
Messenger RNA from Lolium perenne, 1741 nucleotides. RefSeq lists its product as uncharacterized. Lineage: Eukaryota; Viridiplantae; Streptophyta; Magnoliopsida; Poales; Poaceae. The record is from RefSeq and is a predicted model, not a curated record.